UUGUAUCUCGGAAGCACAUCCAGUCCUUCAAGAGCAGUUAGGUGGUGCGCCUUGUGAAAGCUCGUUUUUACCGUCCUAGUUCCACAAACUUACUUUGUUGGUGAGAAGGAGUCGGUCUGGCUAAAAAAAUGACUCCUUGCUAAGCAAUGCCAAAACCUCUACAAGUUCUCCACUGAUGAGGGAGCCAGACCAGGUUGUGUUAUAAUGGGCACCACGAAUGAAGAGAUGGUUUCAGUGGAACAGAACUUGAACCCUCUGUGCUUUGAAUGUGGGCAGCAGCACUGGACAAGGGAGAACCAUUUAUACAAUUAUCAAAAUGACGUGGAUGAUGACUUGGUCUGCCAUAUUUGCCUUCAGCCCUUGCUACAGCCAUUGGAUACGCCUUGCGGUCACACAUUCUGCUACAAGUGCCUACGGAACUUUCUGCAAGAGAAGGAUUUCUGUCCUUUGGAUCGCAAACGGCUCCACUUUAAGCUGUGCAAAAAAUCCAGCAUCCUUGUUCACAAACUGCUUGACAAGCUCUUGGUGUUGUGUCCCUUUUCUCCAAUAUGUGAGGAGGUCAUGCAACGGUGCGACCUGGAGGCACACCUUAAAAACAGGUGUCCUGGGGCUUCCCAUCGAAGAGCUGCAUUGGAGAGAAGGAAAAACAGCAAAUUACAGGGAGAUGCAGAGAGUGAGAAUGAGAACAGCAUGCUGGAUCGCCCAAGUUCCCAGUCUCCUGAUGCAGAGCAUUCUGGGACGGGAGCAGCACCAGUGGAGCAGAACCUCACAUCAGCAACUGUUCCAGUGUGGACAGAUGAAUCUGGCCUUGAUAACCCUGCCUUCGAGGAGAACAUGGGAGCUGACACAACCCAUCACCCGCCAAGCUUGCCAGAAGGUGAAAUCACCACCAUUGAAAUUCAUCGAUCCAAUCCUUACAUUGAGCUGGGCAUUAGCAUCGUGGGUGGCAAUGAAACACCUUUGAUCAACAUUGUUAUUCAAGAAGUGUAUCGAGAUGGGAUUAUUGCCAGAGAUGGAAGGCUCCUUGCUGGAGAUCAAAUACUGCAGGUCAAUAAUGUUGAUAUCAGCAACGUGUCUCACAACAACGCCAGAGCCAUCCUUUCCCAGCCUUGUUCUGUGCUCCACCUCACUGUCCUCCGAGAGAGGCGGUUCGGGGGCCGGACUCACAACCACAGCGACAGCCCGCCCCAGCGAGAAGAUAAUUUCCACGUGACCCUGCACAAACGGGACUCCAGUGAGCAGCUGGGCAUUAAACUGGUGCGCAGAACAGAUGAGCCUGGGGUGUUCAUACUUGACCUUUUGGAAGGGGGCUUGGCGGCUCAGGAUGGCAGGCUCUGUAGCAACGACAAGGUGCUAGCCAUCAAUGGGCAUGACCUGAAGCAUGGCACACCGGAGUUGGCGGCACAGAUUAUCCAGGCUAGUGGGGAGCGAGUAAGUCUGGCCAUUUCCAGGCCAGCCAAGUCCCAAAUGGUGAGCAUCUUAAGAGACGGCGGAGGCAGUCAUCCCUUCAGCCAGCACCAGUCGCAUCAGCUUUAUCACAGCAAUAGGCCCAGCCCGCACAGGGACCUUUCCCAGUGUGUCACUUGCCAAGAGAAGCACAUAAUGGUGAAGAAAGAGCCUCACGAGUCCCUUGGCAUGACAGUGGCAGGAGGCCGAGGAAGCAAAAGUGGAGAGCUGCCCAUCUUUGUGACCAGUGUGCAACCUCAUGGCUGCCUGGCAAGAGACGGACGGAUCAAAAGAGGUGAUGUUCUGAUGAAUAUUAAUGGCAUUGAUCUGACCAACUUAAGUCACAGCGAGGCCGUGGCCAUGCUGAAAGCCAGCGCGGCCUCCUCGGUGGUUGCCCUCAAAGCCUUGGAGGUUCAGAUCGCAGAAGACCAGCCCCAGGCAAUGGAGGAGCAGCCCAGCACCAUCAGUGAAAAUGAAUACGAUGCCAGCUGGUCGCCGUCAUGGGUGAUGUGGCUUGGACUCCCAAGCUGCCUGCAUAGCUGCCAUGAUGUAGUUCUACGGAGGAGCAAUUUAGCAAGCUGGGGCUUUAGCAUUGUUGGGGGUUAUGAAGAAAAUCACACAAACCAGCCUUUCUUCAUAAAAACGAUUGUUCUGGGAACACCAGCGUAUUUCGAUGGAAGACUCAAAUGUGGUGAUAUGAUUGUUGCGGUCAAUGGACUUUCAACCGUGGGCAUGAGCCACUCAGCACUGGUUCCUAUGCUGAAGGAGCAAAGAAACAAAGUCACGUUGACAGUUAUCUGCUGGCCAGGAAGUCUAGUAUAGACGUGCAAAACGACACCAUUUUGGUUCAAGCAGCUUAGUUUUUUCUAAAUGGCUGGUUCAAAAUCCUCAAGCAAGCUGUAUUUUCUUUUCUUUUCUACUACUGUUGCAGCUGGUAAUAAAGCUGGGCCAAAAACUGCUACCUGGGAGAUGAAGGUU
Messenger RNA from Pogona vitticeps (central bearded dragon), 2424 nucleotides. It is a transcript of the gene LNX2, whose product is annotated as ligand of numb-protein X 2. Gene Ontology annotation, molecular function: ubiquitin-protein transferase activity; protein binding. Lineage: Eukaryota; Metazoa; Chordata; Lepidosauria; Squamata; Agamidae. The record is from RefSeq and is a predicted model, not a curated record.